UAAACAGAGACAGUUGGACGAUAUCUCCAUAACGACUCGAAAGGAAACUUUUCGAGGGUUGGGUGAAGUAGACGAUGAUAUGUUUUAAGGUCAAAUUUACUACCGUGACCAUCCAUGCACACACCUUGAUUCGUAGCAGAAAGUGACACCUCGAUUUGACAUCUACGUCAAGUGUGCCAGUGAUGGGAAGUCUGUUGGCGACUGUCCUUUCUCCCAGCGAGUUUGUAUGGUGGCCAUCUUGAAAAUCCCCACAGAUCUAUUUUGUAUCAUUCCUGUGGAUAUAUCUAAUAAACCCGAGGCAUUUCUCAAACUGAACCCGGAUGGAACUGUCCCCGUGCUCGUGGACCGCUCGGACAAGCAGAUGAUAUCAGACUCGGGCAAGAUCGUCCAGUACAUCGAUUCUCUCUUUCUAGACCCGGAUGUGAGAGUAGGCUACACCGGGCCUGCGCGUGACGCCACUGACGCAGUGUUCGGAAAGCUGGCCGCCUGGUUAAAGGACUCUCGUCUUGAUCAGACAGAAAAGCUGCGGUCGGCUUUAACAGCGGAGUUAAGUAAAUGUAAUGACUACUUAUCUAGCGUCAGUGACGGGUUUCUGCUCGGUGACAGUCUGUGUGAUCUCGACUGUUCCGUGCUCCCCAAACUGAGACACGUCCAAGUGGCUGGCAACUACUUCAGAAACUUCGACAUACCCGAACACCACUCGGCACUGCUCGGGUAUAUUCGGCGUGGUGAAGCGACGGACGUGUUUAAACAGACGUGCCCCGAAGACCGCGAAAUCAUACACGGGUGGGCACAACACGGAGUUACCGUUCUUAACAAGUGAACUUCGUCAUUGUCAAAUUCAGUAUGCUGUUUAUUGAUAAAUAAAGUUUACCACAGAUUAUUAAAACAAAA
Messenger RNA from Gigantopelta aegis, 894 nucleotides. RefSeq names its product chloride intracellular channel protein 2-like. NCBI's taxonomy places the organism in Eukaryota, Metazoa, Mollusca, Gastropoda, Neomphalida, Peltospiridae. Gene Ontology annotation, biological process: chloride transport. Gene Ontology annotation, cellular component: membrane; cytoplasm. The transcript is spliced from 2 exons. The record is from RefSeq and is a predicted model, not a curated record. The coding region runs from base 227 to 823 and encodes 198 amino acids. Gene Ontology annotation, molecular function: chloride channel activity.